Messenger RNA from Cyprinodon tularosa, 795 nucleotides. RefSeq names its product tumor necrosis factor receptor superfamily member 14-like. The record is from RefSeq and is a predicted model, not a curated record. The transcript has 5 exons. The coding region runs from base 17 to 499 and encodes 160 amino acids. NCBI's taxonomy places the organism in Eukaryota, Metazoa, Chordata, Actinopteri, Cyprinodontiformes, Cyprinodontidae. Gene Ontology annotation, cellular component: external side of plasma membrane. Gene Ontology annotation, molecular function: protein binding. Gene Ontology annotation, biological process: positive regulation of cytokine production involved in immune response; positive regulation of T cell migration; defense response to Gram-positive bacterium.
AUUAUAACUUUGUUCUAUGUUGGCAGGUUCUGGUCUGAGGCUAAAAAUCAAAUGUUCACGAUCAUCAGAUACAGUUUGUGAAGCUCUGGAAGGAUAUUUCUGUAUUGAUGAUAUUGAAGGCAGCUGUGAUGCUGCAGAAAAGCACAGCAGCUGUAAACCUGGACAGUAUAUUAGCAAGAAAGGAACGUCGCUGUCAGACACUGAAUGCUCUGAAUGCAGCAGAGGAACAUUUUCUAAUGGAUCAUUAACACUCUGUCAGCCACACACACAAUGCUCUGAAAGCCAAACUAAGGUCCAAGAAGGAAGCUCAACGAGUGACGUUGUCUGCAGUAAUGGAUCAAUACGACACAGAUAUACUUUGGCUGCCCCUUUUCUUGGCCUAGGAGUUAUAAUUGGUUUACUGCUAAUCAGAGGAUAUAAAAUACACAGAAGAUUUUCAAUAAGAAAAGAUGAAUCAUAUGAACUCCAGGAGAGUCUCCUGAGGACUGAGCUCAACUGAGAACCAGGGACCAGACUAACCCAACAGUGUUCAGACCAAACCAGCCCGGUACCACCAUGGUCAUUGAAGCAGGUUCUGGUCCCUCUCACAGUGCGGACCAAGAUCUCCCGGAAAAUAAAAUUUUCAGCAGAAGGAAACAUGAAGUGAUCUAAAAUUUCCCGGUAAAAGUCUGGUUUACUGUGGACUACAGAAAAGCAAAUGGAGCAAAACCAGCAAAUGAAGUGAAACCUGAAACAUUCCUGAAUAUGGAAACUUCACCCUGGAUUCUGAUCCUCUCAGCUAUUUAAGCAAAAUAU